AGUGUGUGUGUGAGGAGGGGACAGCGGCUCAGGGACCCUUAGUGUGUGUGAGGAGGGGACGGCGAGUGUCUGUGAGGGGAGGGCGGAGCGGUCCCCCCUCUCCUCCCCGGGCCCCUCUGCCUGCUGCCGCCGUGCCCGGCUCAGCUCGGGCCGGUUGGCAGGGACGCGGCCCAGGGCGUCUUAGGGCUCUGCCCGCUUCUCCGGGCAGUAUCCCACCGAGCCAGGCCCAAAGUCAGGCUUGUUCUUAGGGCUCUGUGAGCACAGGGAGUGCUGAGCGUGAGGAAGGCUCCUGGCCCAGGCCUCGUGCUGGAGUAGGGUGGUGCUGGGGAGAAGGUCGGGGAUCUCCACUCUGUUGUCUGUUUUCCAGGGAAGUUACUUGAUGCCUCCCCACCUGCAGGCCAGUCAGGUGUGUUGCAGCAGAACCCAUGUUGAGCAGGAGCUGCCGUUCUGAAAGAGGCCAACAGCAGCUGGAGAAAUAGCUGGCACCCAGAAAGGCAUCAGAGGAAGUCUGCUGAUGCGACAGAGCUGUUGAAUAUCCAGGUGUGACAGAAGCAGCCUUUCUGCGAGGCCCAGUUCUGGCAGGAAGCAGACGUGGCUCACCAAGUUAUGAUGAUAACUGUGGUCUGCUGAUGUGACAGAGCUGUUGAAUAUCCAGGUGUGACAGAAGCAGCCUUUCCCUUUCUUCAGUCAGCCUUUCCCUGGUUGUCCAGUAUGAUUUGGAGUGCUGGCCUUCUCAUCAAACUGGAUUAACAUUCAGUGGAACCCAGAAGAGAAAGGAAAAAGGUUAAAGGCUGGACAGUGCAGCAUGUGGCCUCAGAAAUGGAGUCUGUAAGGAGCAAGGAGUUAGUUUAUUUUACGUGAUAUUUGGCCCAUUGCAUGAAGGGGGCAGUCUGCUUGUAGCCAAAGCCUGAGCUGUUCCGUAACCACAUCUGCUGAAAUAGUUUGAGUGUCGGCUGGCAAUGCCUGCACUUCGUCAAAGAACAUUUAAGGAAGUUCAGUUGCGGAAGUUCUAUGAACCCUGUGCUUCACAAGUACAGCUCUAAGGACCAGGUCCCUUCUGGAGAGACAACGUCUCAGCCGUCGCAGACUUUCCUCUAGGUGACCUUGUGCUGAGCUUCUCCUGCUUGCUUGGGGAGCUGCUGAUUUACAAUGCAGAUUCAUUGGUCCUCGCCUGCCUGCCCCUCCUAAAUUUGACUGUGAUAUAAGAGGCUGUCUGAUGCCAAGGGUGGCAAUGGCAGAGAGCCCUGCCAUGUGAGAGACAGAGAUAGAGGAGAGGGGGCCAAGGAGGAGCAAACUCUGCAGCUGCUGUUGCCUCUGGGAGCUGAGGAGCACAUCUGUGGGACAGAAUGUCAAUGCUUACCCCUGUCCUGCAGCCCCUGAAGGUAAAGGAGUAUCUCUCCACGGGCGAGCGCUUCAUCAAAUGGGAUGAUGAAACAGCAAGUGCUUCUCCUGUGAUUCUUCGGGUGGAUCCAAAGGGCUUUUACUUAUACUGGACCUAUCAGAAUAAGGAAAAGGAAAUUUUGGAUAUAACCAGCAUCAGGGAUACCCGAGUAGGGCGAUUUGCCAAAAUCCCCAAGUGCCAGAAGCUCCGGGAGGUUUUUAACUUGGAUUACCCUCACAGCACCUUCCUGCUUAAGACUCUGACUAUUGUGUCUGGCCCUGACAUGGUGGACCUGACUUUUCAUAACUUUGUGUCCUACAAGGAGAAUGUUGGCAAGAGCUGGGCUGAGGAUAUUCUGGCCAUCGUUCGGAAUCCCCUCACGUACAAUGCUUCUCGGUACACCUUCCUAGAGAAAAUCCUGGUGAAGCUCAAGAUGCAGCUUAAUGCAGAGGGAAAGAUCCCCGUCAGGAAUAUUUUUCAGAUGUUUCCUGCAGACAGGAAGAGGGUGGAAGCAGCAUUAAGUGCUUGUCAUCUUCCAAAGGGCAAGAAUGAUGCCAUCAACCCAGAGGACUUCCCCGAGACAGUGUAUAAAACUUUCCUCAUGAAUCUGUGUCCACGGCCUGAGAUUGAUGAGAUAUUUACCUCACACCAUUUAAAAGCAAAGCCCUACAUGACCAAGGAGCACUUGGCAAAGUUUAUCAACAAGAAGCAGCGGGACUCUCGCCUCAAUGACAUCCUUUUCCCGCCAGCCAAACCUGAGCAGGUGCAGAGCCUGAUAGAGAAGUAUGAGCCCAGCGGGAUCAACAUCCAAAGGGGGCAGUUGUCUCCGGAGGGGAUGGUCUGGUUUCUCUGUGGCCCUGAGAACAAUGUCAUAGCACUGGACAAAUUGAUGCUGUACCAGGACAUGACCCAGCCACUCUCACACUACUUCAUCAAUUCAUCACACAACACAUAUUUAACAGCUGGUCAGUUCUCCGGUAUCUCCUCUCCCGAAAUGUAUCGGCAGACGCUGCUGGCUGGCUGCCGCUGCGUGGAGCUGGACUGCUGGAAGGGCCGUCCCCCGGAUGAGGAGCCCAUCAUCACUCACGGGUUCACCAUGACAACUGAGAUCCUCUUCAAGGAUGCCAUUGAGGCCAUUGCAGAAAGUGCUUUUAAAACAUCUCUCUACCCUGUCAUCCUGUCCUUUGAGAACCACGUGGACUCGCCCAAGCAGCAGGCGAAGAUGGCUGAGUACUGCCGAACCAUUUUUGGAGAUAUGCUGCUGACAGAGCCGCUGGAAAAAUUUCCGCUGAAGCCAGGAGUUCCUCUGCCAAGUCCUAAGGAUCUCUUAGGGAAGAUCUUGAUUAAGAACAAAAAGAAGCAGUCUGUAUCUGGGAAGAGGCAGAACUCUUUGAAGAAAGGGAGGAAUGUGGAACCAGAAAUCGUCGAGCAGCCAAGCCCUCUGGAUGCUGAAGAUACUGUCUGGGCAGGUGAUGUGGCUGAAGAGGAACCAGAGGAAGAGGAUGAACUUCUGGGAAACCUGGAUGAAGAGGAGCUUAAAAAGAUGCAGUCAGAUGAGGGCACUGCUGGUUUGGAAGUGACAGCGUACGAGGAAAUGUCCAGCCUGGUUAAUUACAUACAGCCCAUCAAAUUUGACUCCUUCGAAGUCUCUGCCCAGAAGAACCGGAGUUACGUCAUCUCUUCCUUCACGGAGCUGAAGGCUUAUGAUCUACUAACCAAGUUCCCUGUGCAAUUUGUAGAAUACAACAAGCGACAGAUGAGCCGGAUUUACCCCAAAGGCACCCGGAUGGACUCCUCUAAUUACAUGCCCCAGAUGUUCUGGAACGUCGGCUGUCAGAUGGUGGCACUCAACUUCCAGACCAUGGACGUCCCCAUGCAGCAGAACAUGGCUCUCUUUGAGUUCAACGGCCAGUGUGGCUACCUGCUCAAGCAUGAAUUCAUGCGCCGUCCAGACAAGCAGUUUGACCCCUUCUCUGUGGACCGCAUUGACGUGGUGGUGGCGAGUACCCUGUCUGUCACGAUACUCUCUGGUCAGUUCCUCUCAGACCGCAGUGUGAAGACAUAUGUGGAAGUAGAGCUGUUUGGGUUGCCAAGGGACACAAAACGCAAAUACAGAACCAAACUGACCUCCACUGCCAAUUCCAUUAACCCUGUAUGGAAGGAGGAGGCUUUUGUUUUUGAAAAGAUCAUGAUGCCCGAGUUGGCGUCUCUCAAAAUUGCAGCUUGGGAGGAAGGAGGGAAGUUCAUUGGUCAUCGCGUCAUUCCUGUGAUCGCACUGCACUCAGGCUACCACCACGUUUGUCUCCGCAGUGAAAGCAACAUGCCGCUCACCAUGCCUUCCUUGUUCGUGUACCUGGAGAUAAAGGACUACGUUCCUGAUGCCUGGGCAGAUCUGACUAUUGCUCUCUCCAACCCCAUUAAGUUCUUCAGUCUGCAAGACAAGAGAUCAGUUAAGCUAAAAGACGGCUCGGUGGAGAGGCCUGGCACACAGAGGAACUUCCCACCUGCUGAGACGAAUGGGAUGCCAGACUCCACUGGAAAAUUCAGCACUCCUCUUUCAAAUGGGCCUGCAGGAGCAGCAGCUUUCACCAAGGAUGAAACUGUGACAGAAAUGACACAGAUUACAGAGCCUGAGACAGCCAGCCUCGCGGAACUGCAGCAGAUGAAGCUCUUCCUGAAGCUGCUGAAGAAGCAGGAGAAGGAACUGAGGGAGCUGGAGCGGAAAGGAAGUAAACGGAGGGAGGAGCUGCUGCAGAAAUACUCUGUACUCUUUUCGGAGCCCGUCUGCUAUGGAGGCAAGAAAAGGAUGAUGCCCACUAGGAAAACCCAGAAGAAGAGGAGCAUGACAACAGGUGACAUUGGUACAUGUGCAAAUCGUGUAGACAUGGCAGAAAGCAUCGAUAGCCGAGUUUGGGAACUGAGAGAGAGGCUGGAGAUGGACCUCAUCCACCUGGGGGAGGAGCACCAUGAUGGGAUUCGAAGGAAGAAAGAGCAGCACGCCACAGAGCAAGUUACCAAGAUAACAGAGCUGGCCAGAGAGAAGCAGACAGCUGAGCUGAAGGCGCUGAAGGAGUCGUCGGAAAGCAAUAUUAAAGACAUCAAGAAGAGGCUGGAGGCAAAGCGCGUGGAGCGGAUCCAAACCAUGCUGAGGAACACGAGUGACAAGGCCGCUCAGGAGAGGUUGAAGAAAGAGAUAAAUAACUCUCACAUUCAGGAGGUGGUGCAAACAAUCAAACGGGUGACAGAAAAGACAGCCAGGUACCAGCAGAAACUAGAAGAGAAGCAGGCAGAGAAUCUGAGAGCCAUCAAGGAGAAGGAAAGUCAGCUGCUGCAGGAGGCGCUGGCAGAGUACGAGGAGAAAGUGCAGAGUCUGAACGCAGAGGUGCAGGAGAUGGUGAAGAACUAUGUGCGAGCGGGCUGUGCUGGAGAGCCGGAGGCACAUGGGGAAGCAGUUCAGAGCGUUCCAGAGGGAGAACAAGGCUCUGCACAACAACUGGAAGGGAAGAUGCCAGUGGCAGAGGCAUCAACGCUUAUGAUAGCCGGGCCUGAGCCCCCAGGAGCCAAAACAGCUGUCGAGAUUGAAGAAAGCAAACUUUGAGAGAUGCUUCCCUUGCAUUUCCACUUCAAGAAGGUUUAUGGAGGUAGCGAGUGAAGUUAAAGACCGGCUUGACAAACUACUACAGUCCCUUUCCACUCCGGGGAACUCCUGCAGUCCUUCAGGGAUUUACUACUUUAUUAUCCUUGACAGCAGACGUGGGCUGACGGACUCACCCUUCAGAGGGCUGGGCACUCUCCUUCCACAGCUUCGGCCCUCGCUCUUGGAGCAGCACAACAGCCUGCACCUCAAGACAAGUCAGCCUUGGCAUUCACAGCAGCAUCUACAUUCAUAUUUUAGUCUGGAUUCAGACCUCAGUUUUUAGAUUAAGUUUGUUCUGUCACAUACAUUUGUCACACACAGCUCUUCACAUCAGAGCACAAUCGCUUUGAACAGAAUUUACCAGCCCUUCUCCAGUCACCCCAGUGCGCUCCAGGCAGCUGAGCGCCAUCCCAGAACAGACCUCCCAAGAUGCAGGGCGCUCAGCAAAAACUGUUGUUUUCUGAAGUGCCAGUUUUUUCUGGCAACACUACCUGCUAAGGCAGACACAGCCUCUGCUCCCAGGAGGAAAGGUCAGUUUGGUAGAACCGCAGACCCGUUUUGUCACCACACCACUGCCUUGCACCACCUGUGUUGGCUUUUUUAAUUGGUGUGUUCCACCCCCCCCAGAGUCAGAUGAGGACAGUUUUCAGUACAUUGGUAUCCACACAACACAAACCAGCAUUUCCUUCUGUGGAAAUGUGCAUUACCAGCAUCACAGCUUUUCUUUCUGACCUCCCCUUAUUCCCAGGGGCUGAUUCUCACUCCUGAUUCUACCUUUGACUCUGAGAGGCCCUCAGGCAAGUUCUCAGAUCUGGAUCCACAUCUCCCUAAGACCUGCCAGCCUUGAGCAGGCUCCCUGGGCAAUUACAAGGCAUAUGAUGAGCGUAAGAGCCUCAUCAUUUGUUCCAGCUCCCACAGAAACACUUGCAGAGUUCUCUUCUACAGCAGUUUGACAUUUUUAGAGCUUCACCAACACUUUUUCUCAUACAGCUAAAUUAGUUCCGUAUUAUGGCCUUAGAUGACAACAGUUACAAUCUCUAAACAGUUUGAAAAUAAUUUUGUUGCACAAAUAAAGAACCAGCCAGUUAUAUUGCCCAUAAGAUCCCCUCAUACACAAAGAUGAAUAUGGCUCAUAAGAAACCACAUGGAAUUAUCCAUUCAGGUAGCAGCAAGCAGUUCUCUGGAGCUGCUUUUCUAAGCUGCCCUCCCAUCUAAUGAGAACAGCGGGCUCAGCAGUGAGCUCUAGAAUCUGUUCCUUGCUGCUGGGAAAACCACACUCCCCAAAUAUCCACGUUCCUGAGGACCUUGUGGGGAGGAACACAUGCCACUGCUGUUUGCAGGAACACAGACACAUCUUACCUCGAAGCCUUUGUCCCUUCCCCUUUCUUCAGGAAGCACAUGCAUCUGUAACCAAGAGCAGUCCCCCCGCUUGGUGACAUAACAGAUCAGUCUCAUUCCACUGCCCCACGCGAGCAGAAAUUGCCCAGCCCUGCGACUUUGAACAGCAAGUGCUCCCUGGUGCAGACUUGCUGCUCUGUCUUCACUUACACAAAACCUAAAGCAGAAGACACUUGCAGGGCAGGUUCCCAGCAUGCUGGCCUUGUCUUGCAACAGAAAAAGGGUCAGUUCCUCUUCCCCAUCUUUACACUUCCACUUGCUAGGCCAGCAAAGCCUUAUUUUGUGAAUACAGAACUUACAUUGUUGUCCCCUGCCUCCACACGUACUCUCACCUGUUUUCUGACCUCAUGCACUGAACAGCUUUGACACAGCAAGUGCUCGCUCAUCCAGGAGGAAGGAACUAGAAACACAUGGUCCAGCUCUUUUCCUAGCACCUUCUAAGACAGACCUUGUUUAUGGCUCCUAAAAAAGCAGGAAAUAGCAAUAAUUCAGUACAGAGCAGCCACGUCCUGCCCUUCCUUGUGUCACGGCUGACACAAGGUUAGCCCAAGACCUGGAGUUCAGCCUGCCAAAGUACACUGGCACCAGUCACGGGGACCCUGGGAAACUGGGACUUCUGGUCACCAGAUCUCACAAGCAGAGGGGGAAGAAGUGACCCUCAUCGCCCCCCCAAAAAAGUCAACCCUCUCCAGCCACACACCUGCAAAUGCCAGAGGUAAUUAAAGGAGAAGAUACAGGGACUGCAACUGUUUCAUUACAAGUGCUUAUCCUAUAGAUAAAUUACUGUGGGUCAAAUUUGCCAAAUUGUUCAAGGAAACAACAAAAACCCAAACAACAACCCCCCCAACACUGCUGAAGAGAAAUGGGGGGUAUGGGGCCCCCAAACCUCCACCUGCAAUUGAGCAGAUCUGUGACUGCUGCAAGUCUGAGCACCUGCAGCCCAGAGAACCCCAUGCUGCCAAAACUCUCCAUGUAUUUAUUUGUCCAUUCAAGCCCCUUUUACUGCUACCUUAGAGAUCCCCAGAGGGUCAAGUGGCUUUAAACCCGGACAUAGAAGAAAAACCAGUUAGACUAUGGUCUGAUAAAGGAGCUUCUUCCAUCCUCUUGUUAUCAAAACCUUUGCCCUUAAUUUGAGACAGUACUAGAGGAGAUGACAUGUUCCUGUCUGGAGCAAUGUCUCUCUGCUGCCCCAGAGCUGUAAGUGCCACUCGGCAGAGUGACCCCAAAGUGCCCACUCACCCCUCAGCUUGUUCUUCGGGUUUCUGUCUUUUCUGGAAAAGUGAGCUCAGUCACAGCCAACCUGCAGCAUGCAGUGGUUGGGACACAAGAACAGUUACACCUGGAAACUGCAUCGACAAACACAGUAUGAAGUGCUGCUAUUAAAAAAUAAAUAAAGACAACCAAACAACCAAAACAGCUCGAGUAGGUAUGAGAGACAAGACCUUCCACGCCUGGUCUGACACCCAAGAAGAGACCGUACUUCCCCUGUGGUGUUCACAUCAUACUGGAAUUAUGUAUUGUACAUUUCUGACUUAUUUAUUUUCUAAAAAGAAAUAAAAUGUUGCAUUUCUUAAAAAA
Columba livia (rock pigeon) is the source of this 7994-nucleotide messenger RNA. RefSeq names its product phospholipase C beta 2 (gene PLCB2). The record is from RefSeq and is a predicted model, not a curated record. Lineage: Eukaryota; Metazoa; Chordata; Aves; Columbiformes; Columbidae. Gene Ontology annotation, biological process: lipid catabolic process; phosphatidylinositol-mediated signaling; release of sequestered calcium ion into cytosol. Gene Ontology annotation, molecular function: phosphatidylinositol-4,5-bisphosphate phospholipase C activity; calcium ion binding. The transcript is spliced from 36 exons. Bases 1347 to 4979 code for a protein of 1210 amino acids.